UGCUUGCUGCCGAACCGCCCAGCCCUUUUGCCCAAGUCACUUGUAAAAUCAUGGGGCAUAUUCCGUCUAUGGGAUGAAGACACUGCCAAAUCUUUUAAGAGUGGCCUGCACCCUGCGUUCCGCGCACUCCAGGCGAGGUACGGGAGUCAAAACGUCUCUGUCUUCUCUCAAUCCAGAGAUCAAGACCCCAAAAAAGAGGAAUACAAAGAGCUCCCCUUGUCGCAGGCCAUUGAGAACAUGGAACAAAUUGAAGAAUCACGACGCCAUUACAUCAAAGACUGGCACCUGUUCCUUCAGCUAGGAGAGUCACAGGCGCAACCUCUCUCACAAGAUCGUUGGCCCUCUUCCGCAGAAGAGUUCUACACCGUCCCAUACAUAUUCGAAGACGACUGGAUGAACCACCCAAGAGAAGAGAAGAAGCGUCGCGAUGACUUUCGAUUUUGCUAUGCCGGGCAAGCAGGGUCUCACACACGGCUGCACGCGGACGUCUACAUGUCCUACUCCUGGAGCACCAACAUUACUGGUCGAAAGCGCUGGCGCAUGUUUCCGCCAGCUUCUGCGCCCUAUCUUCGCCGCCUUCCGCCUGUGGACGCGAUGGAUGCGCUCGCAGCCGCGGGAGAGUUGGGCCCGCUAUCAUCAGGAAAAAAGGGAUGGUCGCGAUACUCGUGCGCACGCUCAGAGAUGAUCGAAUUUGUGCAAGAAGCUGGCGAAACGGUUUUCGUCCCAAGCAAUUGGUACCAUGAAGUGCUCAACCUGACCGAAUGUAUCAGCUUCAACCACAACUGGUGCAAUUCUGUCAACUUACCGGGCAUGUACGACGCGAUGAAGGACGAAGUUGACGACUUUGAGAGGAGGCUUGAAGAUGUACGCGUUUUGCUCAAGGAUCACGCGACAAGAACAGGAUCGCAGGUGCGAACGUGGCAGCAAGAAUGGACAGAGACAGUGCAAGAGGUCGUAGCCAAAGACAUGGGCUGGGCAUGGGCUGGAUUCUGGGCCAUGGUGGAGGUCAAUCUGCGCGAGCCGGUGUGCGACUCGCGCUUUCGCCCCGAAAACGCCUUCGUGCGCGAAAGGGUCAGAACAAUGAUCGAAGACUUUGAGCAGCGCGAAGACUUCAAAUGGCUGCAACACUCUGUGCAUACCUCCGUUCACAGUUGCAAGGUCUCUUUGGGCUUGACGACCGAGUAA
Molecule: messenger RNA, 1185 nt
Organism: Tilletiaria anomala UBC 951
Lineage: Eukaryota; Fungi; Basidiomycota; Exobasidiomycetes; Georgefischeriales; Tilletiariaceae
Product: Clavaminate synthase-like protein
Exons: 3
Biological process (GO): protein hydroxylation; negative regulation of gene expression; positive regulation of translational termination
Cellular component (GO): cytoplasm; nucleus
Molecular function (GO): histone H4R3 demethylase activity; sequence-specific DNA binding
Source: RefSeq, a predicted model, not a curated record